CGCUCGAGGGCCACUCUCCGCCGGUGUCUGAGCCUCGCGCGCUGUUCUCCCCGCCGCCGCCGUCGAGAUGCUGCGCUGCGGCCUGGCCUGCGAGCGCUGCAGGUGGAUCCUGCCGCUGCUACUGCUUAGCGCCAUCGUCUUUGACAUCAUCGCGCUGGCCGGCCGCGGCUGGCUGCAGUCGAGCGAUGACAGCCAGACGUCCUCGCUGUGGUGGCAUUGUUUACUAGAAGUCUGCGACAGCCUCAUGACGUAUGCUUGGGGAAGGGCAGCCGCCGCUAUGCUGCUCUGCGGUUUCAUCAUCCUGGUGAUCUGCUUCAUCCUCUCCUUCUUUGCCCUCUGUGGACCCCAAAUGCUUGUCUUCCUGAGAGUAAUCGGAGGCCUUCUGUCCCUGGCUGCUGUGUUCCAGAUCAUCUCCCUGGUAAUUUACCCUGUGAAGUACACUCAGACCUUUAACCUUCACUUCAACCCAGCUGUCACUUGCAUCUAUAACUGGGCCUAUGGCUUCGGGUGGGCAGCCACUAUUAUCCUGAUUGGCUGUGCCGCCUUCUUCUGUUGCCUUCCCAACUAUGAAGAUGACCUGCUGGGCAAUGCCAAGCCCAGGUACUUCUACACAUCUGCCUAAGGUGGGGAAUGAGCAGAAGAACAUCACUGCUGCUGAGAUAGAGUCCAGAGAAAGAAAGUGUUUUCCCCUGGAAUACUUUGAACCUGUUUUGGGGACAAUGUUCAUAUCAUUAAACUAUGGUCAAAAUGCUAAAAUAAUCGGGGGAAAGUGUUUCUUAAGUGGUGUUAUAGUUUCAUAUUCAUCUUUUAUAUAUGUUUUGUAGUGUUAAGUAAGACUUACUUCUUUUAAUUAAUUACCUGAUUAUUAAGUUGGCUAAAAGGUUCGUUCAGGCUUGUCCAUAAGAUUGAUGGAAAAACCUGAACUCACUUUUUGGCCAACUCAAUACUAAUAUGCCAAUGUUUCCUUAUAUCUAGCAAUACCAUUGAUAUUGCAUUUGUAAAAGAAUAUGAGUAUGGAAGUAACCACAUAAUUUAUAAGGUAAAAAUGAGAAGGCUUCAAAGAUUUGAGUAAAUCUGGUUAGGUUUUUGUUUUUCCCAGAUGGAAUGGGUUGGGUCUAUUAAGGACUGAGGAGAAGAAGAAGAUACUGGUAAAAAUUGUCAGUGACUAAAUAUUCUAAAA
Messenger RNA from Bubalus bubalis (water buffalo), 1180 nucleotides. RefSeq names its product p53 apoptosis effector related to PMP-22. Bases 68 to 622 code for a protein of 184 amino acids. Gene Ontology annotation, biological process: cell-cell adhesion. The transcript has a single exon. Lineage: Eukaryota; Metazoa; Chordata; Mammalia; Artiodactyla; Bovidae. Gene Ontology annotation, cellular component: cell-cell junction. The record is from RefSeq and is a predicted model, not a curated record.